UUCUGGAUGCUAAUGAAGGAUACAAGUCUUCAGAAGCUAUUCUAGUCCUUGAUAAACUCCAUGAGAUGGGGGGUUACUCCCAUUCUCUUUGAGCAGCCAGUUCAUAGAGAUGAUUGGGAAGGUCUUGGACAUGGCAGUCAAAUUGCUAUGGGGAAAUAUGGGAUAUCUGUUGCAGCUGAUGAGAGUUGCCAAAGUUUAGAUGACAUUAAGACAAUUGUAAAAGGAAAUUUAGCGAAUGUCAUUAACAUAAAGCUCACGAAACUUGGAGUGUUUGGGGCCCUUGAUAUUAUUGAGUUUGCAAGAGAAUAUGGUUUGGACCUGAUGAUUGGUGGUAUGGUUGAGACUAGGCUAGCCAUGGGCUUCGCUGGCCACCUUGCUACUGGCUUUGGUUGUUUCAAGUUCAUUGAUCUCGAUACUCCCUUACUGCUAGCAGAAGAUCCAGUUUUUGGUGGUUACAAAGUUUCUGGUGCCAAUUAUAGAUUCAGUAAUGCCAGAAGCCAUGGUGGCUUCCUUCAUUGGGAUAACAUUGUCUGAUUGGUAGAAAGUCAAUUACUUAAAUAACUUCUGUGUUUGGAUCAGUCAUGAAGUGUAUCUUUCCCAUCUUUUGUGGACUUUGGUCGCGUUCGAAUCAACUCAUGCUAUAGAAAGUGGCUUCUGAUGACAUAGAAACACUUGGCUCAUUUGCUCAGGAUAAUUGGUGCAAUGAUUAGCCUUGUAUUUAUCUGGCUAAACAAUUGGCUAGUAAAUCAAGUGAGCCCAGGUGGUGUUUGUUUUUGUGUGCAUAGUUCUGGACUGGUUUGCUUGGGAUGUUUAGCCCAAAAUUAA
Eucalyptus grandis is the source of this 825-nucleotide messenger RNA. Its product is annotated as L-Ala-D/L-amino acid epimerase-like. NCBI's taxonomy places the organism in Eukaryota, Viridiplantae, Streptophyta, Magnoliopsida, Myrtales, Myrtaceae. The transcript has 5 exons. Bases 61 to 534 code for a protein of 157 amino acids. The record is from RefSeq and is a predicted model, not a curated record.